Molecule: messenger RNA, 1055 nt
Organism: Anarrhichthys ocellatus (wolf-eel)
Lineage: Eukaryota; Metazoa; Chordata; Actinopteri; Perciformes; Anarhichadidae
Product: sodium channel subunit beta-1
Exons: 4
Coding region: 84-551 (155 amino acids)
Biological process (GO): cardiac muscle cell action potential involved in contraction; regulation of sodium ion transmembrane transporter activity; sodium ion transport
Cellular component (GO): voltage-gated sodium channel complex
Molecular function (GO): transmembrane transporter binding; sodium channel inhibitor activity
Source: RefSeq, a predicted model, not a curated record
AACUAUUAUAUAUAGUGCAUUACAAUACCCAAAGGCCUCAUAUAUGUAUUUAUAUGUCACAGCAGCAUUUCUGACUAACCCCGAUGUCUCUGUGGCACCAGAUCUACACAUACAACGAGGAGGGCCCAACUAUCGAGAGCGACAACUUCAUGGAUCGCGUGGAUUGGAACGGAAGUAAGAGGAGCCCCGACAUCCAAGACGCGUCCAUAUACCUGCUCAACGUCACCUUCAACGACUCGGGCACCUACCAAUGCUUCUUCAACCGCAUCCUCUUCUACGACAACUACGAGUACAGCACCACCAUCAGCAAGGUGGUCCACCUCACCGUGGUCGCUAAAGCCACCAGAGGUACGGCGUCCAUCGUGUCCGAGGUCAUGAUGUAUGUGACCAUCAUUGGCCUGCAGGUCUGGCUCCUCAUAGAGAUGAUAUACUGCUACAAGAAAAUAGCAGCAGCCGGGGAAGAAGCAUUACGAGAAGCAGCAAAUGCUGAAUAUUUAGCGAUAGCCUCGGAAGGUAAAGAUAACUGUGCAGGGGUGCAGGUCGGAGAAUAGCACAGGCUUCUUGCAUGGACUGAAAACAUCCUUCCACCCUCUGACCUGCAUGUAGACAACUUCAUAUCAAGCCUCUAUUUUCCCUUUUCCUUGACAAAACUCACACAUGGAUAUAAAGAGAGCAUGGUACCAGCACUGUAUAUAGUCUUCUGCGCCACAAAUGCAUGUUCUGCACUUAUUUCGAGAAACCCAUUCUGCAUUAAUGAGCCACAUUGUCAACAGCAUAUACUGUCCAUACAGUAUUUCUUUAAGUAUAUGUAGUCACACAUUUAUAUCAAACGUCAGUGGUACUAUGGGCAUCUCUUGGACUCCGCGAGGAUGAUUGUCGAAGAAAGCUUUAUACUAAAUCAUCGGCACCUCAUGUAUAAAUAAUGCGACACACACAACAUGUAUGGAAAUUUAAUAAAAUAUAAACAGAAUGUGAUGGACUACGAUAGUUUCCAGUUGCUAGUUGUACAUUCAAUGGAAUCUUACGAUGUACUAAUAAAAACUGAAAAAAGUACA